This is a messenger RNA of Eremothecium gossypii ATCC 10895, 1374 nucleotides long. RefSeq names its product AGR050Wp. Gene Ontology annotation, biological process: protein homooligomerization. Bases 1 to 1374 code for a protein of 457 amino acids. NCBI's taxonomy places the organism in Eukaryota, Fungi, Ascomycota, Saccharomycetes, Saccharomycetales, Saccharomycetaceae. Gene Ontology annotation, molecular function: protein binding. The transcript has a single exon. The record is from RefSeq and is marked provisional.
AUGUCUGAGCGCGGGGAGCAGUUUUCCAUGGAGCUACCCAACGUGCUGCCGCACGAGAAUAUGUACCUGGUGCAGAUAGGCCACAAGCUGUUCCGCAUCAGCGGGGCAUCGCUGUCCUCGGACUCGCCGUCGUACUUCACGGAGUACUUCCGGCGGCGAGGGGAGGAGCGGGAGGUCGAGGAGGCGCGGGACGGCAAGGACAUCCUGUUCAUCGACCGGUCGCCGGAGGUGUUCGAGCUGAUCUACAGCCACCUGCAGGGGUACUGCAUCACGGUGCGGGACGAGCUGCAGUACACGAUGCUGUUUGCGGACGCGAUGUACUACAGCCUGCCGCGGCUGCGGGACAUGCUGAAGCACUCGGAGUACUACUACACGUGCAUCGGGGGGACGUCGUUCAAGAUACCCAAGGACCUGCUGAGCGCGCACGGGAACUCGCCGAACUACUUCGACGUGGCGGUGGACUCGCUGUACACGGGGCUGGAGCAGAUGUACCUGUCGCGCAAGCCGAUCCGGCCGCCGCCGCAGUCGCCGCCGUACGUGGCGCGGUCGCCGGCGCUGUUCAGGGACAUCAUCGCGCUGCUCAACGGCGCGGAGAUCACGAUGGAUGACCGCAAGCGCAACUCGCUGCUGAAGGAGUGCCGCUUCUACCACUUCCUGAACCUGGAGCAGCGGCUGCUCAAGGCGGAGGUCGGCUACGACCCGUUCUACAAGAGCGAGCUGAUCACGAUGCAGAUCAACGACCUCAGCCCCAAGGGCAUCGGCGUCAAGGCCAAGUCCGAGAAGAUGGCGGGCUGCCCGGGGCAGGAGCCGGAGGAGCCGCCGGCGGCGGACUCGCAGGACGCGCCGCCGGCCAAGCGCCAGCGGCUGUGCACCGACUGGCACAUCUGCAGCUACAUGCGGCCCUACCUGGACUCGACCCCGCGCGACCUGAUUUUCCAGAUCAGCGCGAUGGACUGCAUCAUAUACUUCAACAAGCGCAAGAAGACCAUCCACGUGAACAUCCGCGGCGACACCGCCAUCCGGUUUGUGUCCCUGUUCGGCAGCCAGAUGCAACAGUACGGCGUCAGCCUGGACUCCUACCGCGACCCCGCACUGACCGACGGUCUCAUCAUCCCCUGCUGUGUUUCCGUCUGCGACCUGACGGUCAACGGCAUCAAGUGCACCAACAUCUGCUCGCUGAUCGACGAGUGCAAGAUCACGGAGAAGAUCCCGGACUUCACGCGCGGCGACGGCUGCGUGCCCGGCCUCAAGCUGGUCCUCCUCAAGAGCAUGUGGCGCCUGGGUGUGAAGGAGGGAGAGAUCAUCUUGGUCUGCAUCAGGGGCGAGGCCGUCACGGGCGUCAACGAGUUCCACCACAACAUCAAGUACCUCUGA